GGCGUGCAGUGCGGUCAUUCCGCUUACCUCCGGAGAGCCACCGGUCGCGCGCGUCGGUCACGUUAUCGGCACCGUCAGGUGAUCCGCGCGCGCGGUGACAGUGCACCUGGCCCUGCCACCGUCGCAGUCGCAGCUGUCGAACGUCGGAAAUCCGUAUCGGCCUGCUACCAUGAUACGCUCCUGCAUCCCGAGCGGGCUAUCGCGCGUGAACGUCAACGUCGUCAUCGACAUCGAGGCGUGGUGACGCGACGUCGGCCGACGAUCUCAGUUCGCCGGCAACGGGCGUCGCGACAGCUCGCGCCGUAACGCGGGAGGAAGUUUGGCCGGAAGAAGAGAUUGCACCCCCGAGAAGAAGAGGGUGGACUACCAAGGGGGGGGGGGUGCGAAGAGAAGACAAGCAAGGAGGACGCGAAGGAGAGGACGAGAGAGACGUGCAAUUCCACGACGAAGGGGGUGACCGAGGGAGCACCACCGAGGGGGGGGGUGGCAGCGAGGAAAAAAGGUGGGGGCGAGGACGAAGUCAGACGGGGGUCAGCGGGUUAAAACACGUGGAUGCUGUGGCCGGUGUUGGGGGGGGAUGACGGGCUGAGCCCCACAGCGUCGCCCACGCCGGCGGCGACCGGCGCCGUCUCCUCCGCUAAGGGGGUGAACAAACUGACCCCUCUGCUGCUCUGCGCCCCCUGCAAGCCCGGUGGCCACCGGAAGAGCCAGAGCUCCACCCAGUGGUACGUGCAACAGCCCACGUGGCGUUUAUGGGGCGAGGAAAGAGGCGACGGCGUCAUAUACACAGUAUAUCUAAAGAAGGUCCGAUACCAUCGGCCCACGAGAAGUCUUUCAGCAUCGGAUUCUGACGACGAGAUUUCGCAUUUGGAAUGGGAGACGGUGCGAGUGCGUUUCUUGAAGGCCGGCACGGUGCAGCGGCUGGUCGAAAGUCUGGCAAACGACGACGGCGAGCUGGAGUCCACUUACAUAAACAUCUUCCUGGCGACAUACCGGGCGUUCACCAGCCCGCGUGAAGUCCUCGAGCUGCUGCUCGCGCGAUACGACGCCCUGGACGGGACCGCCGGCUGCGAGCAGCACCGCAAGACCCUCGUCCAGGCUCUGCACGUCUGGCUGGACGCUUAUCUAGGUGACUGGAAGUCACCCCCGAGCCAUCCCCUGCUCACCAGGCUUCUCGAGUUCACGCAGCAGCGUCUUCUUGGCUCUGAGCUUGAACUCAAAGCUAAGCACCGACUGCACCGGUUUCAACGGGAGGAUCAGAUAGACUGUAUAGCAUACGACAAUGGUCGACUACCCAUGCGCGGUUCCCCGGAUCCGAUGGCGGAUCACUGGGGGAACUACAUCUUCCCCGAGGUGCCCCACCGUCAUUUCGCCGAACAGCUAACCCGGAUGGAUGCCGAAGUGUUUAAGAAGCUGGUUGCCCAUCAGUGUCUUGGCGCCGUAUGGUCCAGGAAGGAUCGUUCCAGGAGUCACGAAGCCGCCACGGUGGUGGCAACCGUGAACCAAUUCAACGCCGUCUCGUUACGUGUGAUCUCGACGAUUCUGACGGACACGACGCUCAAAUCUCAGGAGCGCGCCAGAAUCCUCGAGACGUGGAUCGACGUCGCGCAGGAAUUGCGGAUACUCAAGAAUUUUAGUAGCUUAAAGGCGAUCGUCUCCGGCCUCCAAAGCAAUCCGGUGUAUCGACUGGAGAAGUGUUGGCAAUGCAUGCCUCGGGAGAAGCACGAACUCUUCCGCGAGCUCGAGAGGAUAUUCUCGGAGGAGAACAACGCCUGGACACAGAGGGAGUUGCUCAUCAAAGAGGGCACUGCUAAGUUUGCUGACACUGCCGGCAGAAGCGAUAGGCAUCUGCAGAAGCUCUUUCAAAAACAGAAUACUCACGCGGGCAACAUUAGUUACGGCACGAUACCGUACCUAGGUACCUUCCUGACUGACCUCACUAUGAUCGACACAGCGAUUCCGGAUACGAUAGCCGAUGGUCUCAUCAAUUUUGAUAAAAGACGGAAGGAGUUCGAGGUGCUCGCCAGGAUAAGACUUCUGCAGGGCGCGGCAAAUGCAUAUAAUUUCAGCAUGGAUCCCGUGUUCGAUCGUUGGUUCCACUCGGUGGUGGUGUUGGACGAUCGGGAAGCGUACAAGCUCAGCUGUCAGAUCGAGCCACCACCAGGGAACACUCUCAACAAUCGCGGCAAGAAGAAACAGGGUCAUCAAGGUCACCGCAAGAAUGAUUCAAUUGCCUCAACGUCCAGUUCGAGCAGUUCGCAGUUUUACUGCGACCUCGAUUCCCUCCCGAGCUCGCCUCACAACUCGCUGGACCGGCGAACGUCACCGUCACAAAUGUCCAGUUCGUCCUCGAGCUCGUCUCUACCGUCCCUGGACGUAUCCCUAAGCUCCGGUGGAGGUGGCAGUCAUCAGACUCGUCUGGCACCCCCAGUCGGUGCUGUGGCGGCCAACGGUAGCACUCCGAAUCUCGCCGGACUGUCUAGUCCCAGUCACUCGCACAAGAGCUCGCCUGAUUUCUAUAUUAUCAAAGUCACCAUGGAGACGGAUAACGUGGAAACGCAAGGCGUGGUGCUGUACAAGUCGAUAAUGCUAUCAAAUAACGAGCGAACGCCGCAGGUUAUCCGAAACGCCAUGCUGAAGCUCGGCCUUGAAGGCAGUCCCGAUCAGUACACUCUGGCCCAAGUGUUACCCGAUCGGGAAAUGGUACUGCCCAACUCGGCUAACGUCUAUUACGCUGUAAAUACCGCGCACAAUCUCAACUUCAUCUUGAGACAGAGGAGAGAGCCCAAUGACAUGACCUCGGACAGUCCCAGGAGCAAAGGCAGCGGACACAACCACAAGAGGUAGUCUUAAAACAGUCGCUGAGUGCCCAGAACAAGAGGAUUCUCCGAAGUCUCCCGCUGACGUAAGCGGGAAAUAGUUCUUGCGGGGAGCGACAGUCACGUGAACUUUGGACGCGAAGUUAGAGUGCUAAUGGAUUCUCGGAUUGCUCUCGUGAAGGAGAGCAAAUUGAAGUCGAUCAACAUAAUUGCGAUAAAAGACAAAUGCGAUGUUGUCAGCGUACGUCAGCGAACAAAUACUAAGCUGUAAUAUCACGCUAAAUGAAUUAACAUUUGGUAUUACAAUAUUGAUGUCAGUGGCACCUUUCCAGCACAGGGCCUGUAGCAACGUUGCCGCGAAACGCUUGCAAGAUUAUCCGCAACGUUGGGAUGAUUUGUGCUGUAUGGGUUAUUUGACGCCAUCAUUAAUACACAAUUGGUAAUGUUAAUAUUACUAAUUAACGUUAUUAACAGUAAUGUUAACAGUACUAAUUAAAUAAUAUCGCAACAAUACAUAUCAAAGUAUUACAGCUUAACAUCCGGUUCGCCAUUAAAGGUAUUCCAUUGUAAUUUAAAGAACGAUGAUUUAUUUAAUAGUUGUACAACGUGAAGAAAUGACGAUCACAGUGUCAGGCAUCACAAUUACCGCAAUCGAUCGCGCAUCCUCGUUCGUUCUCCGUCGCGAAUCGAAGAGGGCAAAUCUCGCCGUACUCGCGUUCAUUAAUUUGUUUAUUAGGAUUAACCAUGACAACCCGGCCGCUUCGCCUUUUUGAACGCGACGCAAACAAUCGGACGGCAAGCCGAGGUGUAAUUAAGCGCGGUCACUCGUACAACCGGAAGUGCGUAGGCCCACGCACGUAUCGCACAAAACGCACGCACGAACGCACGCACGCAUGCACACGCACACGCACAC
Trachymyrmex septentrionalis is the source of this 3732-nucleotide messenger RNA. RefSeq names its product ral guanine nucleotide dissociation stimulator (gene Rgl). Gene Ontology annotation, cellular component: plasma membrane. The coding region runs from base 553 to 2847 and encodes 764 amino acids. The transcript is spliced from 7 exons. Lineage: Eukaryota; Metazoa; Arthropoda; Insecta; Hymenoptera; Formicidae. Gene Ontology annotation, biological process: positive regulation of GTPase activity; Ras protein signal transduction. Gene Ontology annotation, molecular function: guanyl-nucleotide exchange factor activity. The record is from RefSeq and is a predicted model, not a curated record.